Phragmites australis (common reed) is the source of this 2068-nucleotide messenger RNA. RefSeq lists its product as uncharacterized. The record is from RefSeq and is a predicted model, not a curated record. The transcript has 7 exons. NCBI's taxonomy places the organism in Eukaryota, Viridiplantae, Streptophyta, Magnoliopsida, Poales, Poaceae. The coding region runs from base 431 to 1852 and encodes 473 amino acids.
AAGUCACUGUCUCGCACGCGUACACGAGAAGGACAAGUCCCCGGAUCGUUCACUUCUCAGUAAUUAUUCUCAGCCGCGACCUGUCCCCGGAUCUCCUCCCCGCCGUCUAUCUCGUGCCUUCUCUUCUCCCGUGUGUUCGUGCUCUUCACUUGUUCCGCUUCCUCCCCGGCUCAGAUCCGUGCCCGUUUCCCAAUCUCCGCGCCCGACGGCCGGCGAGCAGGCCUCCUUCCGGCGAACCUGACCACAUAGCCGUACUCCUGGACCGGCGCGGGGUGGAGGUCCAUCUCUUCUUCUUGGAUUGAUUUCUUCGUUGAUUUCUUGGUAACAUUCACUCACUGCUGGUUAGAGGCACGUGGUUUGUUUUUGUUGAAGCUGGCGGUGCAUGUGAAUAGCAGGGCCUGUCAUCUGUCUCUGCUUUUGCUUCCAAGCAAUGGCCAAUGCAAGCAAACACUUGCAGCCUUCAAGCAAAGCAGGAAAUGAUAAGAAGUACCGGGGCACAUUGGUAGCUUCUCCAGCAAAAGCCAUUUCACCCAAGUGGGUGAAGCACAUUGUGCCACCAAAACACCUGAUAUUGAGUGGGGACUCGAUAGGUCACAUGGCAUCGUUUUUGGUUAAGGUCGUUGCUCUUGAGGUAGUCAGAAGAGUUUCUAAAGCAAGAUGUCCUAUUAUAUGGAAUUCUGUUCAAGCAUUGCAAAUUCUCGUGUAUCCUCCGUUUAGCUGGAUUCAACGAUGGACACCACUCAAAUUUGUUGUGCAAGGCAUUCAGAAACUAUCCAUGCCACUGUUGUUUUUGUCUGUCACAACAACAUUAAGUGAGCGAUCUUCUAGGCGUGACGAUGAACCGAGUAGCAAUACAGAGCGUCCUGAGACACCUUCUGAAGCAAAUGAAACAGAAUCAAUGUCCAGCACAAGGGAUGUUGCUGAUGGCACAAAGGAUAUUGUCUCAGAGAAUUGGCUUGUGUUACUUUUCAGGGAACUUGAGAAACAAGGCAUCACUUUGCCCGAGAGGUUCACUGAAGAUGAACUACACAGAUUUUACAUCGCAGCAAAUGGAGACUUUCCAUGCUUGCUCUCUUCAGUUAAGAAAACAAUUCGUUGGAGGGAAACAUUCCACAUACUUACAUUGCAAGAACUUGAUAAGUGGUCUCACUUAGUCUUUUGGCAUGGAUUUGACACUAUGCUUCGGCCUUGUCUAGUAAUCCGUCUUGGACUUGCAUGCUCUAGUAUACCCCCUCGUGACAGACCUUGCUUCGGGCAAGCAGUAGUUUCUCAAAUUGACCAUGGUGUUGUAAAUUUGAUCAAUAAAGAAGAUCCGAGAAUUACUGUUUUGCUGGAUUGUCGUGGAGUUUCUCCAUUCAGAUUUCCAAUGCAAAUGAUGAGGUCAUUUAUCACUGUAGUUCAAGAAAACUACCCAAAUCGUCUUGGGGUAUUAUUUGUUGUCCGCCUUCCUCCAGUUGUCAGAGUUAUUGCACAGACAAUUAUUCAAGUCUUGAAACCAUCUACAAAGCAGAAGUUGCGCUUCGAGGGAGAUUCAUACAAGAAGACAUUGGCGGAGUUCUUGCAAGUUGUGCCAGCUUUUCUGGGCAGUAAAUGCAGCUGCUCGCAAUGCAAGAAGCCUCGUGAUAGUUCAUCAAUCCAGGCAGGCGAAGGGAGCAAGAGCCAACCUCGCCAUAUCAGCGUUGAUGAUGGAUCACCCGUCACAAGCUUCGACUUCGAUGAGCCAGACAUUCCGUCACCUUAUAGCUGCGAGAACGCCAUAAGGGCCGCAAUAAUUGGCCUGCUGAUGGUGUGCAUCUUCAUCGCGUUCCUUGCAGGGAUGAACGACCCAACAUCCCUUCCAUCCAUUGUGUGAGAGUUAUGGAGUUGCCUGGUCUCCUGAAGUAGCACUUAGAGAGGUUGUCAGUUGUAGAGUACAUAUAUAUAUGUCUUGUGUGCUAGAAUGCUAGGGUGGUGUUAUUGUUUCUCUUCAGAUUGGUUUAUAGCUUUGGCUCCCAAUGUGAAUGGAGAUAAAUAAUAUUGUGUGCGUGGCGUGCUCACAGCUCAAUUGAGUUCUUUCCUUUUCCUUUUC